GAUAUUGAAUCUGCAGUGUAUCCGAGACACAAGGCAAACACUUCUCCCUCUGUGAAGCUGAUACCAAUCUACAGAUCAUUCACUGAGGAGGGGGACAUUACUGACUGGACAGCAGCAGAGAUGACAUCCACCUGGUGGCUGCUGCUCCUAGGAGCUGCAUUAUCGCAAAUGGUGGGUACACAAGAGCAGUCGCUGCCAGACGAGGAGGAAACGCAGACAGAAGACAGUGUGGACCUAAAUGAAAUGCUUCAGAAGGCCCAAGGAAUCCUGCUUAGAAGCAUCCUCCGGAGGAUGGAUGAGGAAGAACAGAACGACAAAGACUCAGAACCUUCUGCUCUUGAAUGGAUAUCCAAGCGCCAACACCCAGGAAAAAGAUAUCUGGAAGAGAUGGAUAAGAGACAACACCCCGGUAAGAGGGAGGAAGGAGAUUGGUAUCUGGAUCUCCCCAAGAGGCAGCACCCGGGAAGGAGAUCCACCCUGGGAAACCAAUAUCUAGAUAAUUCUCCUUUGGGGCUUCUGACUGAGGUUUCCAAGAGGCAACAUCCAGGCAAAAGGAACCCAUCCUACACCAAACGUCAACACCCAGGCAAGAGAGUAUGGGAGGAGGAAGAGGAUAUAGAGCUUAUAGACCCACAAGAUGUGGAGAAGCGUCAACACCCAGGCAAACGAUACAUGGAAUCAGAAAACAUUGACUAUAUUCCUCCAUGUGAAGGGCCAGACCCAUUCAACUGCAGCAAGGGAAGCCUUCUACUGGAGCUCCUAGACAAUGUAAAUAGAGGGCGGAUGGAGGAGAAGAGACAACAUCCUGGGAGAAGGGCAGUAUGGGAAGGAGAGGUUCCUUUAGCUCAAGAAUGAAUACCCUACCUCUCCAAAAUCAUUAAAUCAUAAGUAGCACCUCUACCGACUUCCCUCCCCUCCCCUCCUGGACAACAUCAUUAUAAAACCCAUGUCUUUUGCAGGUGUCCCAGUACAGCACAUCCUUAAUUUGUAGAUUACAGAACACACCCAGUCGGGAAGUAAGUGUGUCUAUUAGAGGGAGGACCCGACACCUUUACUUAACACUAAAAAAUCACAUAAUAAAACUACUGGUUUUCUAACCUGUUUAUUCACUAAAUAGGGAGCUGGGAUGAACUGACAAUCAAAUUGCCAAAUUUUGGCUAAAUUAGCCAAGUUUGAAAAAUUCUCCAAUUCAUCUGUUAUUCCAACUCAGCCAUUCUGACUUACAUUUCGCAAUCUGGUUUGUCACUGGAGAUCAUUCAUAGUCUCUAGGCAAUAAAUCCAUCAUUCUUUAAUUGCUUACAAUAAAUUCAAUGUAUUUUAUAACAUACCUGAGUCGUCCCUAAUUAGUUCAGAAGGCGUGAUACAGUAGCUAUAUUUUUAUUUUCACCUAGGUUAUCAUUGUAAUAAAUCAUUUUUUGUUAGAUUAGGGUAAUAUUGAUCUAGACAGGGUAAAUGUCUGCCAUGAGUAUUGGGACCAUGCUUAAAAAGAAAACAACAACUAACAACGAAUCAGUAUUUUUAAUACAUUAUAUAAAUACAUACAAUAUAAUUAUACAUAAAUAAAGAAAAAAAAUGUUAAAGUUGAACAACUAAGAGAAGACUGUAACUUCAGUCAGACCCACUUACUCACCAGGACAAUGUUCCACCAAUGCACCCCUCAUUCUGGUUAAUGCCAAAAUGUAUCCCGCAAACCACUCUUCAGCAGAAAUUGAUUUGGUAACUAGUUUAUCUUGCAGCUGCAGUUCCAUGUAUCGCACAGAAUCAGUAGAAGAGCAGUAUAAAUUGAAGGCAGCCACAUUGUGACUGCUAUCAGUUUAUGCACAUGGCAAUUCAUAAUUUUAUGGCCCCGGUUGUGUGUAAUAUUAGGCAGAGGUGGUACAGGGCAUUUGACAAGUGUGAGAUUCUUCCCACUUAUGCCUGUUGUAUACAGGCGCUAAACUUGCACAAAAAUUGGACAAAAUUGACACAUCAAAGAAGGAAGUUAAAAAACCUUCCUUUGCAGUGUCUAGCUCAGGUAGGCUAGGUGAUACUGCUUAGACUGAUCUUUUGUUAGAAAAUGAAUAUUGUAUGGCUGCAAAUUUCUACCAGACAGGCUGUAUAUUUUAUAAAUGCUGCUCUUCAGCUGCCGUAUAGUUAUAAAAGAUUCCUAUCAUGGUACACUUACAUUACGUUCAAAUGAAAUACCAUAACAAUUCAACUACAUAUUAUCCUGGCAGAAUAUAAUAGAAAAAUGGCAAUACAGUGUUGGCAUACUAGCAGGAGAGUGCUUCUCAUGAUCUCCCUCAAAGUAUCUACUGCACAUGAGCUGUAAUUGCUUAUAAAUCUAGUGAGAGCAUCUCAUGCUUUUCCAUGUAUAGGCAUAUAGGAAAGGAGUGACAGAUGGCACUGAAAUAGGGAGUUGGUUACAUUAGUAAAACACCUGCAAACCCUGGAUCAUGUUUGCUGGGACUGUA
Molecule: messenger RNA, 2453 nt
Organism: Pelobates fuscus (common spadefoot toad)
Lineage: Eukaryota; Metazoa; Chordata; Amphibia; Anura; Pelobatidae
Gene: TRH
Product: thyrotropin releasing hormone
Exons: 3
Coding region: 121-855 (244 amino acids)
Biological process (GO): histamine metabolic process; positive regulation of insulin secretion; hormone-mediated signaling pathway
Cellular component (GO): secretory granule; extracellular region
Molecular function (GO): thyrotropin-releasing hormone activity
Source: RefSeq, a predicted model, not a curated record